GGAUUUCUUCAAUUCCAAUGCUCAAAAGAUUUGAUCAGAACGGUCGCCGGAUUCUCAAGUCUCCGGCGGUUCUUCCAUGUCAAGAUGUAAAUCCGGUGACUCUUCUUCGCUCUCUAAUCACUCUCUCACACUCCAUCACUAGUUACCAGUCUGGAUUCUUCGCCACACAACGACGAAACUCCCGUGAAUCGAUUCGACAGAUCGGGAUUCUUUCCAUGUUCUUCGCUGAAAUCAUCGAUCGAGACGUCUCCGAUUUACCCGAUUCUGCCGUCCUUUGUUUCUCCGAACUUCAUCAUUCGUUACAGAAGAUGAAAUUUUUACUAGAAGAUUGCACUCGCCGUGGCGCUAGGGUUUGGAUGCUGAUGAAAUCUCACUUUGUAGCGACGCAGUUUUUGACGUUGAUUCGAGCGAUUGCGACGGUGCUUGAUAUUCUUCCGUUGAAUUCGAUCGGAAUUUCGAGAGAAAUUAAGGAAUUGGUGGAGAUGGUUGCGAAGCAAGCAGGAAAAGCCAAAAUGGAGGUUAAUCCGGAUGAUGAGUAUGCGAUGAAACGGGUCUUGUUGAUUUUGAACCAAUUUGAAAACAGGUUUGAACCCGACUCGAUUGUGAUCAAACGUGUUCUUUAUUAUCUUGGUAUUAACAGUUGGAAUGAAUGCCACAAAGAGAUCAGAUUUCUGGAUGAAGAGAUCUGUUUGGAAUCUUUAGAAAAUAACGAAAAAGAUUUGCAUUUACUGAGCACUUUAGCUGGAUUCAUGAGGUAUUGCAGGGGGGUUUUGUUUGAAAACACUGUUCUUGAGCACGCCGAUGAUCAAUCCGCCGGAAAAACUCAUCUGGAAAUCCUCAGUUGUUUGAAUCCUGAGGAUUUCCGGUGCCCGAUUUCGCUCGAACUGAUGACGGAUCCGGUGACUGUUUCCACCGGUCAGACAUACGAUCGAGCUUCUAUUGAAAAAUGGCUGAAAUCCGGCAACCUCAUUUGUCCGAAAACCGGUGAAAAACUCGCGACGACGGAGCUCGUCCCCAAUUUGAAUCUCCGGCAAGUAAUUCAACAGUAUUGCAUCGAUCAUGGAGUUCCGAUUUCGAAAUUUCAGAAGCAGAGCCGCGAUAUUUCAUCGACGAUUCUCCCCGGAAGUCCGGCAUCAGCGGAAGCAAUCAAGUUUCUCAGCGAAUUUGUGGUGAGAAGAUUACGAAAUGGAACAGAGAUUCAAAAGAGUAGAUCAGCUUAUGAAAUCCGAUUACUUGCGAAAUCGAACAUUUUUAAUCGGUUUUGUUUGAUCGGAGCGGGUGCGAUUCCUCCUCUUUUAACUCUACUUCCUUCAUCUGAUUCAACCGUUCAAGAAAACGCCAUUGCAGCUCUGCUCAAGCUUUCAAAGCAUUCAAAUGGGAAGAAAGUGAUCAUCAAUCAUGGUGGGCUAAAUUCGAUCAUCGAAGUCUUGGAAAACGGAUUGAAACCAGAAUGUAAACAGAUCGCAGCUGCAACCAUCUUCUACUUAUCGUCUGUUCAAUCGAAUCAGAAGCUCAUCGGAGAAAUCCCCGAAGCCGUCCCGGCUUUGAUCGAACUAAUCCGAACCGGAACUUCUUGCGGCAAAAAGAAUUCUUUAGCCGCUCUAUUCGGAAUCCUACUCUACCCAAGAAACCACGAACCCGCACUCAAAUCCGGGAUCGUUCCAUUGCUAUCGAACCUCAUCCGUUCUUCAGAUAAACCCGAGAUCAUCACCGAUUCAUUAGCGGUUCUAGCCACAUUAGCCGAAUCCUUCGAUGGGUCUGACGCGAUCUUGAAAGCGUCAUCUUUACCACUUAUCAUCAAAACUCUGCAAACAUCGCCUUCACGAGCCACAAAAGAGUACUGCGUGUCGAUCUUGUUGGCGUUGUGCAACAAUUUGGGGGUCGAAGUGAUCGUGGUUUUGGCAAACAACACGAAUUUGAUCGGUUCCUUGUACACGCUAUCGACAAACGGAUCUUCGCAGGCCGGCAAGAAAGCUCGAUUGUUGAUCCGAAUAAUGCAGGGUUACCACGAAACGAGCAGUUCAGGUUUGAUGGCUAAUUGGGAUUCUUCAUCAAGAAUUGCAACAAUUCAUUCAUGUUAGGUUAGAAAUCUUCAUCGUUAUGAAUUUUUUUUUCCAUAGAAGCUCUGGUUUUUUUGGAGCUAAGCUUUAUUAUACAUACAUACACUUGUAUAAUAUACGUAUAGAAUUAUAGAAUAUAGUAGCAAAAAUGAUACACUUUUUUGUAAAUAAUAUCGGUAUAUACAAUAAUGAGUUGGGACUUU
Cynara cardunculus var. scolymus (artichoke) is the source of this 2263-nucleotide messenger RNA. RefSeq names its product U-box domain-containing protein 19-like. The transcript has a single exon. Gene Ontology annotation, molecular function: ubiquitin-protein transferase activity; protein binding. The coding region runs from base 18 to 2081 and encodes 687 amino acids. Gene Ontology annotation, biological process: protein ubiquitination. Gene Ontology annotation, cellular component: cytoplasm; nucleus. The record is from RefSeq and is a predicted model, not a curated record. NCBI's taxonomy places the organism in Eukaryota, Viridiplantae, Streptophyta, Magnoliopsida, Asterales, Asteraceae.